Fukomys damarensis (Damara mole-rat) is the source of this 583-nucleotide messenger RNA. RefSeq names its product integrin alpha-X. Bases 62 to 583 code for a protein of 173 amino acids. Gene Ontology annotation, molecular function: integrin binding. The transcript is spliced from 5 exons. Lineage: Eukaryota; Metazoa; Chordata; Mammalia; Rodentia; Bathyergidae. Gene Ontology annotation, cellular component: integrin complex; external side of plasma membrane. The record is from RefSeq and is a predicted model, not a curated record. Gene Ontology annotation, biological process: cell adhesion mediated by integrin; integrin-mediated signaling pathway; cell-matrix adhesion.
UACUUCGGCCUUGCUAUCCUGCAGCAGCCUGGAGCUCAGAGCCGUGUCUGACCUUCCAGUCAUGAGCAGGACCUGCGCAGCCCUCCUCUUGUUCACGGGCGUAGCUGCUUCUCUCGGCUUCAACUUGGACACGCAGCAGAGGACAAGCUUCCGUGGGGACAGCCCUGGGUUUGGACACAGUGUGGUCCAGUAUGCCAGCUCCAGGGUGGUGGUUGGAGCCCCCAAAGAGAUCACGGCUGCCAACCAGACAGGUGGCCUCUACCAGUGUGAUUACAGCACGGGCAGGUGUGAGCCUGUCCCUGUGCAGGUCCCCCCGGAGGCCGUGAACAUGUCCCUGGGCCUGUCCCUGGCAGCUGCCACCAACCCCGCCCGGCUGCUGGCCUGUGGCCCAACUAUGCAGCAAGCGUGCAGACAGAACAUGUACUUGAUGGGGUUGUGCUUCCUGCUGGUCUCCCCUGCCCAGGAGAGAAAAAGGCUUCCAGAUGCCCCACAGGGUGAGUGUCUGGACCACCAGCUCCUUUGGGGAACCCACGUGUUCAGCUGGGGGUAUGAUGGGGUCAGAGACUUUUACCGGAACAGAUAA